UGCUGCUGCUGGAUCACAGGCGAAUCAGAAAAUCAAUUAAGUUAUGAAAAAUACCAUUAAUUGCCUUUCUUUGUCGCCGCUGCUCAUGAAGAAAUGGCGGAUCGCCAGACGUUGUACAUUUGAGGAAAAACACUUCGCAUCUAAUGGCGUGUAUUCCGAUGACAAAGACCAUCUCAAUCGACACGGAUAUUUACGUUUUUUAGAAAUAUUGAAGAAUAUCUUCCAAACGGAUGAGAAUGAGCUGAUGGUUGUGGAAGUCUGCAAGAAGACGUUGCUAAAAAGAGAGAGGCUGUCUGGAAGAUGCCAAGAAAAAAACAACAGAAUCCACAGCCAGUCAAGUUGGAUUCUGAAGAUGGUGUAGCCAUUGAAGCUCCAGGAAACCUCACCUUAGACACAGACUUCCUUCUAGGACAAGACCUAGACUUUGGCGAUCCUGAUCAUGACAACAAGAUUCUAGGCCUUGAAAAGUUCUCAGAAGUAGCAGCUGAGAUUGGUUUCUCUGUGUUUCCUCUGGGUGAUGAGGAGAGCCCUGCUUACAGCCAGCUCAGCAUGGAAAGUGAAAUAGACAACUCGCACGGCACAACUGACAACGGUAGGGAAGACGAGGGCAGAGCAGCCCAGUCCGAGCCCAGUUUUCCUCCCUACCUGUCCUGCAGGGGCUGCGGACAGCUCCGUGAUGAGCCUCUGGGACCUGGCAUAGACCUGGUUGGUCCAUACUGCCUUAGGUGCUGCAAAGCCUCCAGGGAAGCCAAAAGUACAGACUUUUGUUCACCUUUUGGAAGCAUCGGCGGGAUGCGCUCAGAUUCCCAUUUGCAGCUUGACGGCGAAGGGGUGGGAAACGGGAUGGGCGACAAAACCCUGACCGCCGAGGACAAAUUGGCCAAACUGCACUCGUGCCACCUCUGUGGCUUCUCCUCGCGUUACGCCAACCACGUGAAGCGUCACAUGAAGACGCACAACGGGGAGAAGCCCUUUAACUGCCCCUUGUGCACUUACGCCUCAGCCCAGCUGGUGAACCUGCAGAGACACCUGCGCAUUCACACAGGGGAAAAACCUUACAAAUGUGACAUCUGCACUUUUGCCUGCAGUUCCCUUGGCAACCUCAAGAGGCAUCAGCGGAUGCAUGUGCCCUCUGCAGUGGCGGGACAGGACACGCCACCACGACCUGUCAGUGGCCAAAACAGCCUGAAGAGGCAUGUGACUGGGCAAAGGCCCAAUGAUGAAGCGUCGGGUACUUCAGCCAAGGUUUCAGACGUUGCGAGGCCAACUUCAAACCUGACUUUAGGAGCCCAAAACAAUGACUACCUAUCAGCCUUUGAUGGCUUAAAGGGAGCAUCAUCACCACCACCACCACCACCACCACCCAUAGCAUCUUCUAACCCAGCUCCUGGCCACCAGCCUCCACCCCUGCUGGACACCACAGGAAGUGGCGGCGGCAGCAGGGCGACCAGAGCGGGCGUAGCAGACGGUGCCGCCCUCCCCCCUUCACUUUUCCCUUUCACUUGCCGGUUGUGUGGCAUUGUCCUGGAGGACGAGGAUGGCUCCUCAGCCCAGAUUUGUGCCAAGUGUACCCUCGAAAUGCUGACUAAGGACUCUUCAUCCUCUCCCAACAGCCCUGGUGAGCGCAGCGACAAGGUGUACACCUGCGCCGCCUGCCCUUUCCUCACACACUACCCAAACCACUUGGCACGCCACAUGAAAACUCACAGCGGCGAGAAACCGUACAAGUGCCCACAGUGCGACUAUGCCUCAGCGCACUUCGACAACCUCAAGCGCCACCACAGAGUGCACACAGGCGAGAAACCUUACAAGUGCCAUUUGUGCGAUUACGCCUGCGGGAACCUGGCGAACCUGAAGCGCCACCAGCGGGUGCACUCGGGGGCAAAGCCCUUCCAGUGUGCCGUCUGCAGCUACAGCUGCAACCAGAGCAUGAACCUGAAGCGGCACAUGCUCCGGCACACAGGAGAGAAGCCGUACAAAUGUCAGGAGUGCGGCUACACCACCGGCCACUGGGACAAUUACAAGAGACAUCAGAAGAAACACGGCCUGGCCACAGACGGCUGGGUCAAAGUUCCAAUGACUGGCAACAACGAAGAGGAAGAGGAAGUGAGGAAAGGAAUGGGAGUUGGCAUUCCAACUCACAGAAAAGAAACGGGGGUUGAUAUGCAGUACAUGUCUAGGGAGGGAGGUCAGACAAUACACUCAUGCUACAAACUUGAGAUUGCAUAAAAUAUAACUCAGCAAAACUAAGCUACCAGCAACUUGUUUUUUUUUUUCACCGAGCCUUUAUAUUGUUUUAGUGUGUGUCGGUCUUAAGUGUUUUGUCAGAUGUCUUCAGAGGCUGCUAAUUGAUCAUUUUUAGAAUAUUGCACAAUUAUGUAACAAUUCUGAAUAUUUUGAUCCUUUUUUUUUUAUUUUUUUAAUUAAGGUGGAUGAGUCUCUUCAGAGUUUGUCUUCUACUCUGUAUUUCUGUCAAGACAAAUGGACUUUAUCUACUGUGGAAGUCCUUACUGUCUUAUUCUGUAUGUUAACACCACACUCGGCUAAUUCAAAUUUUCCCUCUCCUAUUACAACACAUAUCUGGUUCUUCAUUCCAGGACAGAGAACACUACCAAAUACUCCAAUACAUGUGCACAUUUUUUGGCUGAACUGUUGAGCUGCACUGUGUAGUUUUUUCAAUUUUAUUUUGUAUUACAAGUUUAGGUCAAACCUUUUUGUUUUGUGCCAAAUAUCUAAUGAAACAACUUGAAUGUUACUGAUAGAUGAUCAUUCACCUGAUUUAACUUUGCUUUGCUUCAUGAGGAUAUUUUGACUGCACAGUGCAGCUUUAAGUAAAGAUGGGUCCUUGUAAGGACCAAUAUUGUGCUUUUUAUUUGCAUUGGGGCCCAAGCUCUGGUAAUGGCAUGGCUUCAGAAUAAUGUACUAAUGUAUGUACUAGCAAGGUGCUAUUUAAUAAUACUGGACUUGUUUCACCCUUGAUAAACUAUAUUGAUUAAUUAGGUUGCGUUAACUAAAAAAAAAAAAAAAUCUCCCAUGUCUUAGACUGCAUUGUCAUCUUUGCAGAACCCCUCAGGAUUAUGAAAUGUGAUUUAAAAAAACAAACACUUAACUUGCAUGCACAUUUUGAAAGGCCCCCUUUAGUCUUCACUUGGUUGUAUGGUUAAAGAAAAAGCACAAUCAUACACACCGUUGCAUUGAACAUGUUUGCGACUAAGUUGUGGAGGGGAAAUAAGCAUUGGUUGACAUGUAUUUGAUUCAGGAGUAACAAAUUGUAAACGAGCUUGUUCAAAAGAUUAUUUUUUUUUAACCCCACAAACUUGUUCUUGCUACAUAUCAUUAAUCUUUUAAUUUCUAAUAAUUUGGAUCAUGUUCCUUGUGAUUACGGUUUACUAUCGACUGUGAAAUUAGCCCAUUCUCGUGUUUUUUUACUUGAAAAAGAUGACUAUUAAUAAGCAUGCAAGUGUGUAAUAGUGGUUUUAUUUUUCUAAUGUGGCUGUAAUACACUGCUAGAAGUGCAUACUUUAAUAUAUAUAAUUGUGUUUUUAUUAUUUUGAAUGUGUGAUGUGUCAUUUAGUUCCCAUGGGAAAAAUAUUAGGGACUGUGAUUUAAGUUUACGCUCUUUUUGAAUUACUAUAAUAUGCAAGGGAGAUAUUUUUCAGGUUGCCAACUUGCUGUGACACAGUGGAACAUUGAUUAGUACUGGCAUCCCCCAAGUGUCCGUUUUUGUCUUCAUGCAGUGUCUCAUAAAUGCCUUAAGUGAGGAUUUUGAAAUAAACAUUGAAUUCAUUUCAUUGAAUGUCAGA
This is a messenger RNA of Perca fluviatilis (European perch), 3803 nucleotides long. RefSeq names its product zinc finger protein 513a (gene znf513a). The record is from RefSeq and is a predicted model, not a curated record. The coding region runs from base 301 to 2229 and encodes 642 amino acids. NCBI's taxonomy places the organism in Eukaryota, Metazoa, Chordata, Actinopteri, Perciformes, Percidae. Gene Ontology annotation, molecular function: DNA-binding transcription factor activity; RNA polymerase II cis-regulatory region sequence-specific DNA binding. The transcript has 5 exons. Gene Ontology annotation, biological process: regulation of transcription by RNA polymerase II.